AUGUACCGUAUCCUGGUUUGGGUGCCGGUGUUUGGCCUGGACUUGAAUGGGGCCAGGGCGGCAACCUGGCAUGAGAUGUGCUUUGGCCAGCCCAACCAUGCCAUGGCGCCCCUCCUGUGCACCUUUUUUGUGGGAGUCUUCGUCUGGACUGUCCUCCAGCAUUUCCUCACCGUAGAUGUCCUCUCUACCUUGCAACAUCCCGCCAAGUUCAGAUUUCUGCAUUGCCUGUUCUUGUGUGCUUUAACUUUGGGGAAUAUAUUUGAGAGGCUGGGAAUCUGCUCCAGGCCCAGAUUUACCCAGUUAUUGCAUGGUUUUGUGAGAAUAAAAAAGGAUGCUAGACUUGUAGUGACUGACCUGUAUUUUGGGACCAUACCUGUGAGGCUGUUCCAAUCCAAGGCAGAGUCCUCCAGCCCCUGGUGAGGCAUCAUCUUCUUCCACGGAGGAGGCGGGUUCAUGGGGAAUUUGGACUUGUACCACAACCUGUGCAAUUUUCUGGCCCUGGAGACUGAUUCUGUGCUGCUGUCGAUUGGGUACGGCAAGCUUCCUGAUCACCAUUACCCCAGCAUUUUCUGAGAUUGCCUGAAUGCCUCCAUUCACUUCCUGAAGGCCCUGGAAACCUACAGGGUGGACCCCUCCCGCUUUGUGAUCUGUGGAGACAGCACUGGGAGAGCGUAUGUAGUCUGUGUCACCCAGGACCUGGUGGGCAGAUCAGAUAUUUCCCAGAUCCGGGCCCAGGUCCUGAUUUAUCCACUUGUUCAGAUCAUCAGUUUGCAGCUGCCAUCUUACUGGCAGAGCAGAAAUGUCCUCCUGCCCCAGAAGUUCAGGAUGACAUGUAUGUUUAAAUAUAUGGUUAUCGACUUUCACUGGUGGGAAGCCAUCUUGGAUGGUGCCUUAAUGCCCCCAGACUUCUGGAGGAAGUACAAGCAGUGGCUCAGCUCUGACAACAUACCCAGGAGAUUCAGGAAGAUGCGCCACCAACCUGUGUUUCCCGGCCCUUUUAAUGGGGCUGCCUAUCUGGAAAACAAACAUCUUUUGGAUGUAGAAAAUGCCCCUCUGAUAAGAGAUGAUGAGACCAUUGCUCACCUUCCCAAGGCCUUCCUGGUGAGCUGUGAGCAUGACAUCCUCCGUGAUGACACCUUGCUCUAUAUGAAGCGCUUGGAGGACCAGAGGGUCCCCGUGAUGUGGUAUCAAGUAGAGGAUGGCUUUCAUGGGUCCCUACUGCUUUUUGACAAGGAAAUUUUCUUGUUCCUGUGCUCCCUGAAAAUUGUGAAUGCUAUAGCCAAUUAUAUAAAGAGCAUAUAG
Molecule: messenger RNA, 1302 nt
Organism: Puma concolor (puma)
Lineage: Eukaryota; Metazoa; Chordata; Mammalia; Carnivora; Felidae
Source: RefSeq, a predicted model, not a curated record